AUGAGGAUUCCUCCUACUUCUUUCUUAAGUAGACCUGCUACUACGAUGGAUGUGGAAAGAGCUUAUAAACGAGUUCAGUUUAUGGUCAAUUCGGCUGGAUUGAGAAAAGAUAUUUAUCUUAAUAAACGGUAUGAGAAACCUUAUUUGAAACGUCGUAGAUUGAAAAGUGAAAGACAUCGGAUGAAAUUCGCUAUUGAAGUACAACGUAGAGUUCAACUGAUUAGUGUUAUGAAACUAAAAGGCAUGUAA
Messenger RNA from Melampsora larici-populina 98AG31, 249 nucleotides. RefSeq lists its product as uncharacterized. The coding region runs from base 1 to 249 and encodes 82 amino acids. Lineage: Eukaryota; Fungi; Basidiomycota; Pucciniomycetes; Pucciniales; Melampsoraceae. Gene Ontology annotation, cellular component: ribosome. The transcript has a single exon. Gene Ontology annotation, molecular function: structural constituent of ribosome. Gene Ontology annotation, biological process: translation. The record is from RefSeq and is a predicted model, not a curated record.